This is a messenger RNA of Cottoperca gobio, 3000 nucleotides long. RefSeq names its product Pim-3 proto-oncogene, serine/threonine kinase (gene pim3). Gene Ontology annotation, cellular component: cytoplasm. Gene Ontology annotation, biological process: protein autophosphorylation; negative regulation of apoptotic process; regulation of mitotic cell cycle. Lineage: Eukaryota; Metazoa; Chordata; Actinopteri; Perciformes; Bovichtidae. The coding region runs from base 406 to 1398 and encodes 330 amino acids. The transcript has 6 exons. Gene Ontology annotation, molecular function: protein serine/threonine kinase activity; ATP binding. The record is from RefSeq and is a predicted model, not a curated record.
ACCGCGCCAAAGCUCAGACAGCAGCCACUCUUCAGGAUAUCAACACACUGCGGAGGACCUUUAAACGCACUCUACUGUCGCUACGGCUACUCUGCACAUCGGAGUGUCCGGGUUUUUAUCACUUAAGUGGACUGUUUUCGUUUGUUUUGCUUGAGUCGAGACACAAAAUUCAGAUUUCAUGCCUCUUUUUGGGAAACCGUGUACGACUUCACGGUCGUGAGUCGACUUUGUCGGGCGCGGUGCGGCGGUGUUGGUGCACUGCUGGAUAUACUAUUCGCUUGAAACCAAAACGGUCCACACCAUCAUUUCUACUGCUCCUGAAUCCACUUAUCUCCUGACUUUAUUGCUUUUUCUGACUCUCGACGGGUGAAUAGGAAUCUUCUACGCCGGCUUUUCAGUGUGAAUAUGUUGUUGUCAAAGUUUGGUUCAUUUUCGCAUAUUUGCAAUCCUUCAAGUAUGGACCAUCUACCAGUGAAAAUACAGCUUCAGCCAGUUAAAGUGGAAAAGGAGUCUUUCGAAAAGGUUUACCAAGUGGGAUCUGUGCUGGGAAGCGGAGGUUUUGGAACCGUGUACGCCGGCAGCCGGAUCUCUGAUGGCGCACCGGUUGCUGUGAAACAUGUUGCAAAGGAGCGGGUGACCGAGUGGGGCACAAUUAACGGGGCUAUGGUGCCUUUGGAGAUCCUGCUGCUCAAGAAGGUCAGCUCGUCGUUUCGCGGAGUUAUCAAAUUGCUGGACUAUUACGAGCGAGCCGACGGCUGGCUGAUCGUUAUGGAGAGGCCGGAGCUCGUCAAGGACCUUUUCGACUUCAUCACCGAAAAAGGUGCCCUGGACGAGGACACUGCUCGGGGCUUUUUCCGCCAGGUUUUGGAGGCGGUGAAACACUGCUACAGCUGCGGUGUAGUACACAGAGACAUCAAAGAUGAAAACCUGCUUGUGGAUCUACGCACCGGGGAGCUCAAGCUUAUUGACUUUGGCUCAGGGGCGAUUCUCAAGGACACAGUCUACACCGAUUUCGAUGGCACGAGAGUGUACAGCCCACCGGAGUGGAUCCGCUUCCACAGAUACCAUGGUCGCUCUGCGACGGUGUGGUCGCUAGGCGUGCUGCUGUACGACAUGGUGUGUGGAGACAUUCCCUUUGAGCAGGAUGAGGAGAUCCUCAGAGGGAGACUGUACUUCAGGAGAAGGGUUUCAGCUGAGUGCCAGCAGAUGAUCAAAUGGUGCCUGGCCCUGCGGCCUUCAGACCGGCCCACUCUGGAGCAGAUUUGCGACCACCCCUGGAUGAGAGAGACAACAGAGUCACCCAAGUCACAAGAGGAGCCGGUCGCCGGCGAGAUCCGCCUCAGGACCAUCGACACAGACUCUUCGUCAAGCACAAGUUCGAGCAAGGAGAGCCUCUGAGGGUGGCUGUGAUGGACUGAAAAGACUUUCUGGGGAAAGAAGGGGUUUGGAUGGAGGGGUGAUGAUAUAGACUCAAGGCCGGCAGCCUGUAGCCCAACUGGCCCAUCAGCGGCUGGGCGCAUGACUCAGCUGGUCCGGCAAGAAAAAUGUACUUUAAUUUUCCUCUUUUGUAGGGAAUUUCUAAUUUAUUACUAUUUGUUCUUCCUAAUCUUAUUUUUCCCCACCCCCUUUUUAUUGGGGGGGAUUAUACUAGUUUCCUAAUAGGGAACAUUUUUCUGUUUGAGCGGUCUUACCAGCGCUAUUUAUUUUCCCCUCCCUUUUAACUUUAUUUUUCUCGUUUUGUUACUAGGUAUAUGCAGCUGGCAAGGCCCUCCUAUUCAGACAUGGCUGCUCUCAUAGAGCUUGGAGAAAAACCUUUUUAUUUAAAUGUUUUAAUUUUGAUUUUGUAGUGCCUUUUUUUGGAAAGCUGCUUUUCUGGAGGGGGGGGGGGCUUUCGUCAACAACUUUUUAGAUUUGCCCAUGGUCUGGUGGCUAAGUUGCCUGUGCUGCGAUGGAAGGGGGGUGGUUAGGCUGUGUGUUUUUCCCCCUCCUGCCCAUCACUGUAAGCCAACCAGCUCCCAGCCAAGAGGCUAAGAUAGCAUUAGAUUGGAGAGAAAGAGCGGGGGGUUUCUUCCUGACAAUGGAAUACUUGAAAAACACUCGACUCAACUCUGUGUCGCUCUCUUUAACGCUGCUCACUCACUCUAUAGCCUGAACAGGUGUUUGGAAACUGGAUCCUGUCUUUUCUGAAUGUCUACAAAAUGUCAACACACACACCUCCCCCCCCCCCCCCCACCUUUUCUCUCCCCCUCCCCCCAAGCCUGUUGCGGGGUGUACGGCCCUCUUGACUUUUCUUUUUGCCUCCCGCCAUCUCACUGCUUAACACUACAUGGCCCCCGCCCCUGGUCUCCCUCAGGGUUUGGGGAGUGAAAUGCACAAUCAAUGCAAUAUUCAUGGACUCAAUGAUGUGUUGUGUUUUUUUAACAAAUAUUGUACAGCGUGUUUUUUUUUCUUUUCUCGUGUUCAUUUUUUUCCUCCCUGUUUGCAUUUAAUUUAUUUGUAAACAUGUAGACAUUCCACACUCUGUGGCUAUUUAUUUAUUUAUUGUCUAUGCUUAAAAGCCCUUCUAAAUUUUGCAUAUCCUACUUUGCCCUUGUUUUGCAUUCCUAUAACUUAUUUUUACAUUUCGACAUUGUUUUUCUUUUAUUGUGUUUUUUGUUUUAGAUGUGGAGGAUGCACUGAAGCAGUUGUCGAUGUAAAGCAGAAUAAAACGAGUUUACUUAAAUUUGAAAAGAGCAUUUGAAUGUUAUUUAACGACUUUAAAAAGAAAAGUCUGUUGGUAAUGUUGAAUGGCUAAUUACCAGAUAAAUCCAUCUGGUUUCUGUGCUGUCAAGAUUAACUUUGAGUUCUAUGGAAAGCUAAACAACGGGUGGAACAGCUUUCGUAGUUGUCACAUAGCCUCAUAUUUUCAGUUUCGCUGUGUGACUUGUGGCUGUGAAGGAUGGAUAUUGCUAUUUUUUGAUACAAAAGUUUCAAUUAAACUCCCAUUUUUAUGUACAGAAA